Molecule: messenger RNA, 420 nt
Organism: Actinia tenebrosa (Australian red waratah sea anemone)
Lineage: Eukaryota; Metazoa; Cnidaria; Anthozoa; Actiniaria; Actiniidae
Biological process (GO): translation
Cellular component (GO): ribosome
Molecular function (GO): structural constituent of ribosome
Source: RefSeq, a predicted model, not a curated record
ACUAGAUCUUCGAUCUCUUCCCUUCGCUACUCUAAGAAGAACAAAAUGGUGAACGUACCGAAGCAAAGACGAACCUAUUGCAAGGGCUCCAAAUGCCAAAGACACACAUUGCAUAAGGUUACCCAGUACAAAACUGGCAAAGCUAGUCUUUUCGCUCAAGGAAAGCGCCGUUAUGAUCGUAAACAAUCAGGGUACGGUGGCCAGACGAAGCCCAUCUUUCACAAAAAGGCAAAAACCACAAAGAAAAUUGUACUUCGUAUGGAAUGCACCCAAUGUAAGUACAGGAAGCAGAUUGCUCUGAAGAGAUGCAAGCACUUCGAACUUGGAGGAGAUAAGAAGCGAAAGGGACAAAUGAUCCAGUUCUAAGCAUCAUCUUCUUGCUAAUGAAUUGUGUACAAUAAAACUUGUUUCUCCAAACAA